AUAUAUAUAUGUAUAAAUGGGAAACAACCCUAACUUGAAAGUUUGAAAUGUGUGAGAUCCAUGACUUGUUUGAAAAACUAGAAAUUAUCUAAAAAUGCCUUAAGUGAAAAUGUAGUGUUGCAUCUAUUCUCCCAAACCAAGACAAAAAAAGAAGCAGCAUUCUGUAACUUAAAAAUAAGGCUGACGUGUUGACAAUAGACUAAAACACUAAUUCGCAGGUGGCUAUCAGGAACAGAGAGGCGAGCAAAGUCACAAACACCAAGGCUGCAGACAGCCACGCAGAAACAGCAGAUAACAUAGAGACAACGCCUGCUAGAACCGUGGAGAGGAAGGUCACUUCACACGAGAUUGUAGGAGUAGGCCACAGAGAAAUAAUGCAAAACAGUUUUGAGGCAGCCACUUAAGAACUUACAGUUUUCAAAGGACAAAUUAGUUGUAAAGUCAGCUGCAGGCCACACAACUGUACAACAAUUAACUGCCCCUUUAGAACUAGUACAUACAGCAAGUGGCCGCAGGUGCUUUAUUAAAUGCAUAUGACCCGUUGUGUCCAGUAAAUUUGCUAGGUAGAGACGCUCUGACAAAACUUAAGAUAGCAGUCAUGGCAUUCUUUUCUGGUAUUACACCUGAGUGCAUGCUAAAUGACACCCGCCACAUCCACUUUCCAGAAACCGACCGAGUAUCACAACAUUCUGAGAUUUAAACAAACUCCAGGCCCAGAUCCACCUUAUGAUCAGCAAGUGUGGAAGCUAGGAGAACAGCACUUGACCUUACAGCACAGGCCGAAAUUGUGUAGGUUACGCAGUGACCACAGAUAGUAGAAUAAUAGAAGCAAAACCACUUUCUUGUUCAUAUUCUGCACAGAGCGCUGAGCUGUUAGCUGUGAUUUGCGCAUGUGAAAUACACAAAGAUAAACAAAUAACCAUUUAUAUAGACAGCCAGUAUGUUUUCUCUGCUGUGCAUCAUUUUGCAAAAAAUUUGGAAAACCAGAGGAAUGAUUACACCAACCGGAAAACCAGUUCAGCAUGCCAACCUCUUACAACGCCUCUUUCAUUGCUACAGGCAAUAACUUUGCUGACAGAGCAGCAAAACAGGCGGCACAAAAGACAAACAUCACAUUGAUGGCAGUAAACACACAUCAGAUUCCACUGGAUGUGUUGCAAAAUGAACAAAAAGCAGCAAGCACAGCAGAGCAGGCAAAAUGGCUAAAACACGGAGCAGUUCUGACAAACGACUUAAUGAUGUGUUAUGGCAAGCCAGUGUUGCCAAAAUUCCUCCACAAAAUGGCGGCAUUAGUGACUCAUGGCUGUACGCAUUUGUCAACGGGGGGACUGACCUGUAUUGUCAACUCUCAUUUCUACACUGUAAAUUUUGAAACUUCAGCAAAACAAUUUGUCAGAACGUGCAUGACGUGUCAAAAACCUCACCCUUUUCACACAAUCCACAUGGACUUUAUUGAGCUAAAUGAAUGCCAAGGGUAAAAAUACGCCCUAGUGGUUAUAGAUGUAUUCUCAAAGUGGCCAGAAAUCUACCCAGUGAAAAAGGCAGAUACAAUUUCAGUAGCAAAAUGUAUGUCUAAGUUGUAGGAAAAUAAAGAGAUGAUUGUAAAUAACGAAGAAUGUAAUGAUGUCUAUCAAGUGUCUUGCAGAUUACAGCCCGGUGACUGGGUUCUGAUCAAGGUGCUCCAAAGGAAAAACUGGAGCGCACCCAGGUGGGAGGGACCACAUCAGGUUCUCCUCACCACGCCCACCGCUUGCAAAAUUGCGGAACGACCAUCCUGGAUCCAUCAGAGUCCCUGCAGGCGAGUAAGUGAAGCCAUCUAAACUCAGUCGACACAGGCUCGCCCAACUGUUGUGAUCUCGCCCGGUGGAGGGAACAGCCUUUCUGGCCGGGGGGUCUACUCACGACAGGAGGGUGUGUCCUGUUGUCAUGAGGUGGUGGCUCCUAAUAACUGCAGCGGCCCUGACCCUGGCCGGGCUCCUCAUCUUUGCUUCCGUGAGGGACAACAAGUCACGCUAUCUGAAGAAAAGGCAGACACUGUAUGACAAAGGAAAGUACACCAAGUUUCCCCAUGGCUACGCCACUAACUUCUGGUGGCAGCUUAUGAACACUACAGCUCACCUGAAUAAUAAAACUGACUGCUAUGCAUGUACCCAUAUGCCCCUAUCCUCACAGACGUCUGGCCUGUGGCCGUACAGCAUACCUGAAGAUCGCAGUUGGUGCCUGUUGGGCCUGGCAACACAUCCAGGCUACGGUACUCUUUGGUCCAAGGCCAACUACAGCAUCCCAGCUAAAGCAACCUGGAGGUCAUCGUCACUCACGAAUGUGCACUGUUCCGGACAGACCUACCUACUGACCUGGCCCCAAGUCUCAGACCCACUGCCUGAUGUAAUUCUACUGAACAAACUGAACGCAUCACAACUGCCAGUAUGUGUGAUGAACAAUGGAUCGCGGGCAGUGGGGGAGCUGCCUACACACCUAUGUAAGUACAUAUACACUUUCUGCCCACCGAGGAAUGAGAGGAAGUGUAUGGCCUGUUCAAUCAACGAAACCUGUGCCAGUAACGCGACGCUGAUGAGCCUCAACUGUCGCCCCGACUACAGCUACCGAAUGCCACUACAAACAAAGACUCAGUACCAGACAGGAUGUGCACGGACGGCACCCAGCAGUAGAGGAACCAGAGUUUUGGCUGACUGGUACUUCCUAUGUGGCAAUAAGGCUUAUCUGUCACUCCCUGAAGGUUGGGGGGGUCUGUGCGCCCUGGUGCAAUUAUCAGAUCACGUCUUCUUCAUGCAACGUGUUGCACAUCACCCAAGCAGCCGACAGAGACGUGAAGUGGACAUCGCCUCACCCAAUUCUUUCGGCAUUACAGUGGACACUGGAGUGCCGGGAGAGUUUCGCAUCUGGGGAGGAGGAGUGAAAUUCUUACAGAGCUUGAUCCCCGGCAUUGGAGUUGCCGAGGUGCGGGAUCACGUGGAAAUCAACCGAUAUGCUCUGCUACGACACAUCAACUUAACUAAGACCCUGGGAACGGCCUUAGCAGGAGAACAGAAGGCCAUCAGAACGAUGGUGCUGCAGAACAGACUGAC
Messenger RNA from Haplochromis burtoni (Burton's mouthbrooder), 3086 nucleotides. RefSeq lists its product as uncharacterized. Lineage: Eukaryota; Metazoa; Chordata; Actinopteri; Cichliformes; Cichlidae. The record is from RefSeq and is a predicted model, not a curated record.